ACACUUCUCACCAUACCGCAUUCGAACCACAGUUCCCAAGCGUACCUACAAAAAAUAUUAAAAAUGGCAUUCAAAGUUGUCGCCCUUGCCGUCCUGCUGGCCAUCGUUGCCAUCAAUGCCGCACCUCAGUUGGACCAGCUGCCCGGAGGUAUGACCCCACCGUCGGUCGGUGAGAUGCCGGUUGGUGGUGCCGGCGGUAACCAGACGAAUCCGGGUGACCUGACCAACAAUCUGAACACGACCGUGCCCGAGAACCCGAUGGGUGGUGUUGGUGGUGCCGAGAACGCCACCAUGCCGUCCAACAUUGGCGGUGGCAUCCCGAACAGCCUGAGCAACAGGAUCCAGAAUAGCCGCAACAAAAUCAACAAUCAUUAGAAGUGUGCCUCCUGGGGGUGUACUGCUCUGGAUCUGGACAUGUGCAUGGAAACUGAACUACCGCUAAUACGAGGGACAACUUUCUGGUUUUCAAGGGGGGUUACAGGAGAUGCUUACGGAGAGUGUGUAGUCAAAGGGGCGUCGGAGCUUUUGCUGUAGAUACUACACGUUACGAGUGUUAUGAUUUCGUUCAAUAUUGGCAUUAAAUACAGAAGAAGCAU
Anopheles darlingi is the source of this 596-nucleotide messenger RNA. RefSeq lists its product as uncharacterized. The transcript is spliced from 2 exons. NCBI's taxonomy places the organism in Eukaryota, Metazoa, Arthropoda, Insecta, Diptera, Culicidae. Bases 64 to 375 code for a protein of 103 amino acids. The record is from RefSeq and is a predicted model, not a curated record.